This is a messenger RNA of Morus notabilis, 3801 nucleotides long. Its product is annotated as wall-associated receptor kinase 5. The record is from RefSeq and is a predicted model, not a curated record. The transcript has 5 exons. Gene Ontology annotation, biological process: protein phosphorylation; cell surface receptor signaling pathway. Gene Ontology annotation, cellular component: plasma membrane. NCBI's taxonomy places the organism in Eukaryota, Viridiplantae, Streptophyta, Magnoliopsida, Rosales, Moraceae. Gene Ontology annotation, molecular function: calcium ion binding; protein serine/threonine kinase activity; polysaccharide binding.
AUGGUGGCUCUCAACUUCCAUGGAGCGCUGCUUAUCUUGCAAGUAGGUCUACUUGUCCUGCUUAUCACGACUCACUCGAUUCUAUCAUCAUCAUCAUCAUCAGCAGCAGCAGCAGCCUUGCAAGGCUGCUUCGACCGAUGCGGAGACGUCGAAAUCCCGUACCCGUUCGGCAUGUCGGAAAACUGUUCCCUUAAUGCAAAUUUCACCAUCAAGUGUAGCAACUCGACCCCUAUAUACGGUGAAAAUAUAGGAGUCACCAACAUAUCCACCGACCGUCACGAGAUGACCAUCAUGUGGAACGUCGCCCACGACUGCUACAACGAGUCCGGUGGACUCGUGUCGUGGAACGUUCACUGGCUCGACAUUCCCUCACUCUCAAUCUCCAGUUCCAAAAACAAGUUCGGCGUCAUCGGCUGCGACUCCUACGCCUACCUCCAUGGUAUUCACAAAGAGAACAACUUUUCCAUGGGGUGCAUGUCGAUUUGUGAGGACAAGGACGACGUGCCUGACGAUGGAUCAUGCUCCGGGAUCGGGUGUUGUCAGGUAGACAUACCCAAAGGGCUCAAGUAUGCCACGAUAUUGCCGUAUAGCUCUAAAAACCAUACCGGCGUCAUAAAAUUUAACCCCUGCAGUUACGCCUUUGUAGUCAAACGCACCAAGUUCAAUUUCUCCCGCAAUUUCCUUGGGAAUUUCUCCGAGACUGAAAUGCCGGUGGUGGUUGAUUGGGCGAUCGAUAAUGAGGCUGAGACGCGUGAGGCGAGCUCGGAAAAAUAUAUAAAGUGCGGCAGAGAGAACACCAUCCUCGAGUUCACGCCCGACAGGCAGCAGUACAACUGCAAAUGCAAGGAGGGCUACCGGGGAAACGCUUACCUCCCUGCUGGUUGCCAAACAGGUGCUGCAAUAGGCGUCAUUGUCUUAUUCUUCCGUGUCCCGUGGCUGUAUUUGGUUUUAAAGAAGAGGAAGCUAAUCCAACUCAAAGAGAAGUUCUUUCGUCAGAAUGGUGGCUUACUUUUACGACAAAAACUCUCUGGAGAUCGAGAUCAAUACAACUCCAAUGAGGCGGCGAAAAUAUUCACCGAAGAAGAGCUGCUAAAUGCGACCCUAAAAUACGAUGACACAAGAAUUAUUGGCCAAGGAGGUUUUGGAACUGUCUACAAAGGCAUUUUGCCAGAUAAUAGAAUUGUUGCCAUCAAGAAGUCCAAGCUUAUGGACCGAAAUGAAAUCAAACAGUUCAUAAACGAGGUAGUUGUUCUCUCCCAAAUUAACCACAGGAAUGUUGUCAAACUCUUAGGAUGUUGUUUGGAAACUCAAGUUCCUUCACUUGUCUAUGAAUUUGUCCCUAAUGGUACACUCUCAGACCACAUACAUGAUAAGGAAAAAUCAUGUAAAUUAGUUUGGGAAAUUCGUCUAAGAAUAGCUGCAGAAACUGCGGAGGUUUUGUCAUAUCUCCACUCGGCAGCCUCAACGCCAAUCAUUCACAGAGAUGUGAAGCCUUCAAAUAUACUUGUAGACAACUACACUGCAAAAGUCUCCGAUUUUGGAGCUUCUAGGUUGGUUCCUCAGGACCAAAUUGAGUUGGCAACAAUGGUGCAAGGUCUACUUGUCCUGCUUAUCACGACUCACUCGAUUCUAUCAUCAUCAUCAUCAUCAUCAUCAGCAGCAGCCUUGCAAGGCUGCUCCGACCGAUGCGGAGACGUCGAAAUCCCGUACCCGUUCGGCAUGUCGGAAAACUGUUUCCUCAAUGACAAUUUCUUCAUCAAUUGCAGCAAGUCGACCCCUAUAUACGGUGAAAAUAUAAGAGUCACCAACGUAUCCACCGACCGUCACGAGAUGACCAUCAUGCGGUACGUCGCCAAAGACUGCUUAAACGAGUCCGAUGGACAAAUGUGGUGGAACGAACCCUGGCUCAAGUUUCGCUCGCUCUCAAUCUCCAGUUCCAAAAACAAGUUCGUCGUCCUCGGCUGCGACUCCUACGCCUACCUCACGGGUAUUCACAAAGAGAACAGUUCCUUUUCCAUGGGGUGCAUGUCAAUUUGUGAGGACAAGAACGACGUGCCUGACGAUGGAUCAUGCUCCGGGAUCGGGUGUUGUCAGGUAGACAUACCCAAAGGGCUCAAGAAUGCCACGAUAUUGGCGCGGAGCUUUGAAAACUAUACCUACGUCAAAAAAUUUAACCCCUGCACUUACGCCUUUGUAGUCGAACGCACCAAGUUCAAUUUCUCCCGCAGUUUCCUUUGGAAUUUCUCCGACACCGAAAUGCCGGUGGUGGUUGAUUGGGCGAUAGAUAAUAAGACUAAGUGCGGCAGAGAUAACACCAUCAUCGAGCUCACGCCCGACGGGCUGCAGUACUACUGCAAAUGCAAGGAGGGCUACCGGGGAAACGCUUACCUCCCUGCUGGUUGCCAAACAGAUAUUGAUGAAUGUAACUCGGGCGUCCACAAUUGUACCAAGGAUCAGAUCUGUGAUAACACCCCAGGGAGUUUUACUUGCAAGGAUCGAGAAGGAUUUUAUAGGGAUAUUGCAGUUGAAAACUGUUGAGAUGAAAUCAAUUUAAUAACCACUUAUAAAUGUACAGGUGCUGCAAUAGGCGUCAUUGCCUUAUUCAUCUGUGUCCCUUGGCUGUAUUUGGUUUUAAAGAAGAGGAAGCUAAUCCAACUCAAAGAGAAGUUCUUUCGUCAGAAUGGUGGCUUAAUUUUACGACAGAAACUCUCUGGAGAUCGAGAUCAAUACAACUCCAAUGAGACGGCGAAAAUAUUCACUGAUGAAGAGCUGCUAAAUGCGACCCUAAAAUACGAUGACUCAAGAAUUAUUGGCCAAGGAGGUUUUGGAACUGUCUACAAAGGCAUUUUGCCAGAUAAUAGAAUUGUUGCCAUCAAGAAGUCCAAGCUUAUGGACCAAAAUCAAAUCGAACAGUUCAUAAACGAGGUAGUUGUUCUCUCCCAAAUUAACCACAGGAAUGUUGUCAAACUCUUGGGAUGUUGUUUGGAAACUCAAGUUCCUUCACUUGUCUAUGAAUUUGUCCCUAAUGGUACACUCUCAGACCACAUACAUGAUAAGGAAAAAUCAUGUAAAUUAGUUUGGGAAAUUCGUCUAAGAAUAGCUGCAGAAACUGCGGAGGUUUUGUCAUAUCUCCACUCGGCAGCCUCAACGCCAAUCAUUCACAGAGAUGUGAAGCCUUCAAAUAUACUUGUAGACAACUACACUGCAAAAGUCUCCGAUUUUGGAGCUUCUAGGUUGGUUCCUCAGGACCAAAUUGAGUUGGCAACAAUGGUGCAAGGUACUCUCGGAUAUUUGGACCCCGAGUACUUGCUCACCAACCAACUGACGGAAAAAAGCGAUGUUUACAGCUUUGGAGUCGUUCUAGUGGAGCUAUUAACAGGAAAGAAAGCGAUAUGUUUCGAGAGACCAGAAGCGGAGAGGAGUUUAGCUAUGCAUUUUCUGUCUUUAAUGGGAAGGGAUGAGUUGUCUGAGAUAGUUGAGAGUGGUAUUGUGAAAGAGGAUUUUGGAAAUAAAGAGCAAGUGGAGGAAGUUGCAAGGCUUGCAAGGAGGUGUUUGAAUGUGAACGGAGAAGAGAGGCCUACAAUGAAAGAAGUGGCAAUGGAAUUGGAAGGACUGAGAAGAAUGGAAAAGCAUCCAUGGGCUAAUCAUGAGUACUUGGUGAAAUUUGAAGAGACUGAAUCUUUGCUUGCUCAUGAUCAGGCUUCCAUAUCUUAUAAAGACAUGGGUGAAACUAGUAGUGCCAAUAUUGCUUCUUAUGAUACUGUAAGGGACCAGUUCUUUAUUGAUUUCUGUGGUAGAUGA